Messenger RNA from Colletotrichum higginsianum IMI 349063, 780 nucleotides. Its product is annotated as 3-oxoacyl-(Acyl-carrier-protein) reductase. Gene Ontology annotation, cellular component: peroxisome. The coding region runs from base 1 to 780 and encodes 259 amino acids. The transcript is spliced from 3 exons. The record is from RefSeq and is a predicted model, not a curated record. Gene Ontology annotation, molecular function: trans-2-enoyl-CoA reductase (NADPH) activity. NCBI's taxonomy places the organism in Eukaryota, Fungi, Ascomycota, Sordariomycetes, Glomerellales, Glomerellaceae. Gene Ontology annotation, biological process: phytol metabolic process.
AUGGCUGAGAAAUCCCAAGCAUGCGACAAGACAGCCAGCGAUGAUACGUUCAAGUCACUUGUGACCAAGGUGAAUCAGGAGCACCCCAAUACCAAAAUCAUCCCGUACCCCUUCAACGUUGCCAAGGAGGAAGAGACGCUGGUUCUCAUCGACGAGCUACUCAACGCCUUCGGACGCCUCGACGUUUGGGUCUCGUCGGCCGGCCUGCUCGGCCCACCGUCCAUUGCCGAGACGACGCCGGCAGACCUGCAGCGGUGUUUCGAGGCGCACUCGAUGGCGCCCUUCUUCGCGCUCAAGUACGCGCCCCCUGCCAUGGCCAAGCUCACGGAGAAGCAGUCGUACCCGAACGCGGCGCCCAAGACGCAGAAGUACGGCAGCAUUGUCGUCAUCGGCAGUGUGGCGUCGACGUACGGCGGUUGCUGGGGUCCCUGUUACACAGUAGCUUCGCACGCGGCCCUCGGUGUCGUCAAGGCUGGCGUCGCGGUACUCAAGGGCACCGGAGUGAGAAUCAAUUGCAUCUCACCGGGACAAAUCGACGUUGGUCUCGACUUGGACGGGUCUUCGAAGGCCAGCAUCGGCCUCGAGCGACCGGGCAGCCCUCAAGAGGUAGCCCGCGUAGCCGGAUUUCUUGCAUCGGGCUUCAGCUCCUAUGUCACGGGAGCGAACCUGGUCGUCGACGGCGGCUCCUCCCAAAUUGCUGCAGUCCGUGACCAGGAUAUUAUCUCAUUGGUGUUGAUUAGUGCUAUGAACCCGCUCACGAUUCCCAUCGGCAAAGCGUAG